Messenger RNA from Lucilia sericata (common green bottle fly), 2864 nucleotides. Its product is annotated as elongation of very long chain fatty acids protein. The transcript has 10 exons. Bases 852 to 1985 code for a protein of 377 amino acids. NCBI's taxonomy places the organism in Eukaryota, Metazoa, Arthropoda, Insecta, Diptera, Calliphoridae. The record is from RefSeq and is a predicted model, not a curated record. Gene Ontology annotation, biological process: fatty acid elongation, polyunsaturated fatty acid; fatty acid elongation, monounsaturated fatty acid; very long-chain fatty acid biosynthetic process. Gene Ontology annotation, molecular function: fatty acid elongase activity. Gene Ontology annotation, cellular component: endoplasmic reticulum membrane.
AGUUGCAUUUUAAACUUUUACGUAUACGGUUGUGAACAGCAAGAUAUAAAAUUACGAUUUUUAUAAAUAUUUUUUUUAUUACAGAAAAACACUCACGGGUUAUUUUACGGGUUAAAGCAUUAAAACAACGGCGAACGUUAUCAAACUUUAUUUUCAGGAAAAAAGAAAUAAUAAAAUAUUUUUCAACUGCAUGGUUUAAAAAUAUUUUUACAAAUCUGCCAGAUAAGUGGUGACUAACAUUUCGUAAACAGCAGGAGAUAACAAGGUUUUAAUAAAUAAUAACCAAUUAGUCAAUGGUUUAUCGGGAAGUGUUUUAAAGACAAAUCGAAAAAAUUAAAAGUAAUUUGUGAUUAUAGUAUUUAAAAAAAAAAAAAAUAAGUGAUUUUUUUAUUUGCCAAAAAACAUCUACCAAGUGCUAGUUUUUUAUCGGUUUUUAUUGGUUCAUUGCAAAAAAACCAAAUAAAAAAUGAAUCACAUUUAAAUUAUGUUUACUUGAGACCAUCAGCAGAGUCGUUCGUUCGUCUGACAUUUUACGUUCUCAUACGAUCGCAUUCAUUUUGUAUCUUAUCAAAAUAAUUGUGGACAAAUCGGCAGAACAAUUUUAGCCCAUCAACCGUACAAGGGAAAAAGAAUGAAUAUUCACCGGUUGUUGGCUGAAAAGGAGGGUUUGUUGCUGUUAAAGCCAAGAAAUAAAAUUAAAUAAAAUAAAUUUAUUACUGUGAUUUUGGAUUAUUGUAUAUUUGUGUUCGUAACUAACAACAGGUUUUAUAUUUAAUAUUAAAUUUUAGAUUAUAUUUUUUUAUUGUUAACAUUUCUACCUGUGAGUUUGUUUUUAUAAAAACAAAUUAAAAAUGGCUCUCAUAAUCUUACACGAUAUGUAUGACUGGUACAGGGAUCUCAUGGACAACAAAAGUGAUCCUCGUGUCAAAGAUUGGUUUAUGAUGUCAUCACCUGUACCCACAUUUUUAUUAUGUGUAUUUUACGCUUAUUUUAGUAAAUCUUUAGGACCAAAGUUAAUGGCCAAACGUAAGGCCUUGGAUUUAAGACAAAUACUAGUUUGGUACAAUCUAUUUCAAACCAUAUUUAGUGCGUGGAUAUUUUAUGAGUAUUUAAUGAGCGGCUGGUGGGGUCAUUAUAAUUUUAGAUGUCAACCAGUUGAUUAUAGUAAUAAUCCUUUAGCCUUAAGAAUGGCACGCGUUUGUUGGUGGUAUUACAUUUCAAAAUUCACAGAAUUUUUCGACACACUAUUUUUCAUAUUGCGUAAGAAAACACAACAUGUCUCAACACUGCAUGUCAUUCAUCACGGUUGCAUGCCCUUCUCUGUCUGGAUGGGCAUGAAAUUUGCACCAGGCGGCCACAGUACCUUCUUUGCCUUAUUAAACUCAUUUGUACAUAUUGUAAUGUAUUUCUAUUAUAUGAUUGCUGCUAUGGGACCAAAAUACCAAAAAUACAUCUGGUGGAAGAAGUAUUUAACUUCUUUCCAAAUGGUUCAAUUUGUCGCCAUUUUCACUCAUCAAUUCCAAUUGUUGUUCCGUGAAUGUGAUUAUCCUAAAGGUUUUAUGGUUUGGAUCGGUUUACAUGGCGUUAUGUUCCUAUUUUUGUUCUCAGACUUUUAUAAAGCCAAAUAUACAAAGGGCGCUCAAAAAGUUAAAGCCAGCAGCACGGCCAAUGGUCAUAUUAAAUCAUCGACAAUAUCCGAAUCGGAGAAAGAACAUCUUAUGGCCAAUGGCAAUGGUAAAUUAUAUACAAAUGGUGAUGUAAUUUAUGCCAAUGGUAAUAGCAAUAAAGGAGCUUGUAUGCCUGUUUUGGAUGAUGAAAUCGAAGUAAAACCCUUAAGCAAUGGUCAUUUAUUGAAUGGCAAUGGUCAUUAUCAAAAUGGCUUUGCCAAUGGUCACAUACUCAAGGAGGGUGUUAUCUCAACCAAUGAAGCUAUCUUAAAUUCAGAUACCAGUAGCUCUAGUCUUCACCAGAGAAAAGUCAAAUAAUAAACUAAAGUGUUUUUUCUUAGGAUUUAAAAUAAUUUUAUAUAUAUACAUAUAGUUUUUAGCAACAAAUUAUAUACAAAAACCAACAAAAAAAAAAACCAAGAAAAGGAAUUAAUUUUAGAAAAACAAAAAAGGGAGAUAUAAUUUAUAUUUAAAAAAAAAUUCUAAAAAAUAAAAAAAAUAUUGAAUGAAUGUAUGCAAAGAAACAAAUAUUAUUAACUGUAAUUAAUGAACAAAACAAAAAGAAAAACAUAAACAACAACUUGCAAUCAAAACAAUCAAUCAUUUAUUUAAUAUUAUUUUAUUUUUAUCAUCAUUAUUAUUUCCAUUAUCUUUUUUUUUUUGUUCAAAAUAUAUAAUAAGUUUCUCUGUACUCUAUAAUUAUUGUAAUAAUUGACAAAAAAGCAAACAUACACAAAAAUCCUUAAAUUUCAUUGGUUCACAUCUCCAACAAUCAUAUAUUUUUAUAGAUUAUUUAUUAUUGUAAAUUAAAUUAAAAAAAAAAAAACAACAACAACAAAAAGUUACACUUACUCUUUACACAUAUACAUUAAUGCUUUACAUUUGUACAUCAAUCAAUAAUAUAUUUUUAAUAAUUUUUCUCAAAUGAAUGACUAGAAAAACAAAAACAAGAAAAUAUUAUUAGAAAAUAUUUUGCUAAACUUUAAAAAUUGUUAUAUUUUUGUAUUUUUUAAUUGUAAUUUUUUUUUUGUUCUUUAAGUACAAGCCUAUUUUCAACUCUUACUUUCUGUUUGUCUUUGUUUAAAAGAUUUAUUUUGGGAGAUUUUAAAAUAGUAUUUAAGGUUCUACGAUUCGUGUGCAUUUAUUUGUUUUUUUUUUCGAGCGAAAUAAAUAAGAUUGUUUUCAAUUUUUUUUUUG